AUGGAAGAAGAUCCUUCUACCGCUCCGGUGCCUGCACCCGCACCCGAAGUUGAGCUCGUCUCUACACCUGUGCCCCACGACAUCCAUGAAGAUACCCUUGGCGGAAUUGAUGGCUCGCCCCAGGUAGCGUCCGCGCACGGCAUCUCCGAGCAGCCACAACAACAACAAUACCACCAGUCCCCGCAACCCUUUGAGCAAAGCAUACACAUGUCACCAGGCCGCGAUGCCGAGAUAGAUCCUCAUACACGGUACCACACACCCCCCAUGCCGACGCAGCAGCAACCACAUUCUAUAUCAAGACCGCCUUCUGGGUUGUCUGGUAAUGGCGGCGAUCGACACUACAGCGACCAUGCGUCCCGUGGCAGCAGCAGCGCCGAGCAACAGAAUGGCAGGAACCACGUCGUCAUCAAGGUCGGCAUGGUUGGCGACGCGCAGAUUGGCAAGACGUCGUUAAUGGUCAAAUACGUCGAGGGCAGCUGGGACGAGGACUACAUCCAAACAUUGGGCGUCAAUUUCAUGGAGAAGACCAUCAGCAUUCGCAACACCGAGAUCACCUUCAGUAUCUGGGAUCUUGGCGGCCAGAGAGAAUUUGUCAACAUGUUGCCACUGGUGUGCAACGAUGCCGUUGCCAUCUUGUUCAUGUUCGACCUUACGCGCAAGAGCACACUGAACAGCAUCAAGGAGUGGUACAGACAAGGGCGAGGCUUCAACAAGACUGCCAUUCCCAUUUUGGUUGGGACAAAGUAUGAUCACUUUGUCAAUUUUCCCAGGGAGGAUCAAGAAGAGAUCUCCAAUCAGGCUCGGCGAUUUGCCAAGGCUAUGCGCGCCGCUCUUAUAUUCAGCAGUACAAGUCACAGUAUCAAUGUGCAAAAGAUCUUCAAGAUUGUCCUCAGCAAAGCCUUUGACCUAAAGUGUACCAUACCCGAGAUUGAAAAUGUCGGCGAACCCCUGCUCCUAUACCAGUCGUGUUAG
This is a messenger RNA of Pestalotiopsis fici W106-1, 972 nucleotides long. RefSeq lists its product as uncharacterized. Gene Ontology annotation, molecular function: GTP binding; GTPase activity. NCBI's taxonomy places the organism in Eukaryota, Fungi, Ascomycota, Sordariomycetes, Amphisphaeriales, Sporocadaceae. The record is from RefSeq and is a predicted model, not a curated record. The coding region runs from base 1 to 972 and encodes 323 amino acids. Gene Ontology annotation, cellular component: spindle pole body. Gene Ontology annotation, biological process: regulation of exit from mitosis. The transcript has 3 exons.